Molecule: messenger RNA, 388 nt
Organism: Suillus subaureus
Lineage: Eukaryota; Fungi; Basidiomycota; Agaricomycetes; Boletales; Suillaceae
Exons: 1
Coding region: 62-262 (66 amino acids)
Source: RefSeq, a predicted model, not a curated record
UGUUCAUGUUCAUGAUCAUUCUGCUGUGCUCAGUGCUACCAAUAGUACUCUGAUUUAUGCUAUGCCCCAUGUUCUGCAUACUCGUAUUGAUCUUGAUUUGAUACUUGCAGAGCCCAGUCCUUCUGUCGACCUGCGCCUGCACGCAUGUGAAGUCUCUACAUCUAGUUUUCUCAGGACGGUCAUCAACUAUGCAAACCGUGCAGUAGCAGAGAUCAUCAAACACAGAAAUGCGCAACAAGGCGGACAAAAAACGAAUGGCUGAGAAAAGUUAAACCUGCUGCUGUAAAGGUCGAAACUACCUAGUGCAAGCUGAAGAGACUGAGCUGCUGGCCAGUACGUGGACUACCACUAUUUCAGUAAGUAUAAUCACACUGUCAUUUAUCUGCAC